Molecule: messenger RNA, 678 nt
Organism: Aspergillus melleus
Lineage: Eukaryota; Fungi; Ascomycota; Eurotiomycetes; Eurotiales; Aspergillaceae
Exons: 2
Coding region: 192-548 (118 amino acids)
Biological process (GO): RNA processing
Molecular function (GO): ribonuclease III activity
Source: RefSeq, a predicted model, not a curated record
UGUAAAAUUUGCCUGUAUAUCAAAAUACGUGCAUGGUUAUAGUUAGCAACAACCAUGGUAUGAAAAAGACUACCGAAUACUAACGUCAUUAUUACGGAGACCCUAUUAAAUAAUUCUAUAUAGUUAACGAUGACCCUCAAAAAACCGUCGUGAACUUUCAAGUGUCACAAAUUACAAUCAAUAUUGAGACUAUGGAACAAGAAUUUAAUCCAGAAUUUGAGAAAGUGAUUGGGCAUCAUUUCCAUGACCAAGGAUUGAUGGAUGAGGCUUUGGAAGAGUCUGGACUAGCAUCUGCCGGAAAUGAGCGGCUAGCCCUACUAGGAGACAAAAUACUCGACCUUAUGCUGCUUCGUCGUUGGUACCAUGAAGGCAACACCACAGAGCAAGGGACAGGUCUGCUUAAGACUUACGCCUGUAACAAGCAGUUAACCUCUAUAGCUAGAGUCUUGGGUUUGCAGAGAUUUAUCCACCAAAGGCCAGACCUAGAAAGGAGUGUACCAGAGGGCACGUUGGCUACUACUGUGGAAGCCAUUCUUGGUGCAGUUUGAAUUGAUUCCGAUGAAGACAUAGAGCAGGUGAAUGAAGUCAUGGACAAGAUUGGCCUGUAUCCAUCCUCUGGCCACGUUUCAACCUGAUAUACGGGAUCCUCUAUAGGUAACAGCUGAAUUUUUACGAAUU